UUACAACCAUAUGGAGUGGGAUGGGUUUAUUUUUGUUUUGACGUCAACGUCCAAUAUUCAUUAAUUUGGAGUAUGUUUUUGCCUGUGGGGAAAGCUAGUUAACCACAUAUGCAAAACAAUAGUAUGGGAACUGUAUUUGCACCGUUAGUGAAAGAUGUGUUUAUGUGAUUUUAGUCGCUGUGAAUUCUCGUAGAAAGUAUUUGGUUUUGUCCCCACAGGCAAAGCAGGAUGUGGCCGGGCGGGGAGGGGGACCGUGCGGAGACCAGCGACCUGGAUGCACAGUUCGCGCAGCAGCAUCAGGCCAUGGACCACAUGAGGCAGAUGCUGGCUGAGCGGGACCAACAGCAGGCUGCUCGCGUCAGGCAGGCCCAGGCGUAUGCGUCGAGGCUCACUGAGAUCAAGAGCCGAGCCAAAGCAUUCAAGAGAAGCGCGAGCAAGGAGGCCGUGGAAGCAGAGCAGAGGAGUGGGGAUGGGGCAGAAGAGGAGAAGGUGCUUGAGGCAGACGUCUCGCUCGACUUUAGCCAGGAAAAGGAAGAGCCCGAGAAACAGCCUGGCCUAGGCAGAAAGUCAGACAAGUUUCGCCAUGGCAACCUCAGCUUGCUGAGGAAACAAAUGGAGGAAAACAGGGUCAGGUUCGAGCAGCGGGGCAAGGAGAUGACGGAGAGCAAGCGAGGCGUAGAGGAGAUGCUGACGCAACUGAAGAAGCAGCUGGACGAGCGUGACCAGAUCAUCCAGGGACUGAGGCAGGAGACAGUCCCCUCCGUGCAGCACGCGCCGGAGCCGGCAGCAGCGCCCGGGGAGGGCCGACAGCUGCAGGAGCUGCUGGCGAGCAGGGAGGCCACCAUCGCGGAGCUGAGCGCCCGCGUGUUCGAGCUGGAGGAGAACGUGCGGGAGAAGGACUCGGUGAUCGAGGCGCGCACCCGGGCCAUCGCCCUGCUGUCGGAGGACCUCAGUCGGCGCAGCAAGACCACGCUGGAUGCCCUGGACGAGACCCGCCAGCAGAUGACGCUCAUGCAGCACAACUUCGUGGCCCUGGAGGCGGGCAUGAAGGAGGAGAAGGAGCGCCUCAACGCGGAGCUGGAGGCCAAGGACAAGAGGCUGGCGGAGGCGCAGGAGAGCGUGGCACGGCUGGAGGCGGCGCGCUACGACCUGAGCACGCGCAACGCCGCGCUGCAGGAGAAGGUGGUGCGGCUGCAGGAGCUGGGCGCGGAGCUGCGCGCGCAGCAGGACACGGAGGCACGGCGGGCCGAGCAGCUGGGCGCGGCGCUGGAGGAAGCCAACCGGCAGGCCGUCCGUGCCAAGGCGGGCCACGCCAACAAGGUGAAGGCGCUCCGCAAGCAGCUGGACGCCCUCGGCAAGGUAACAGAUGUCAACGAUGAGAUAUCAAAACUACAGAACAGGAUUGCCGAGCUGGAAGAAGAAAAAGGUAACCUUCAGUUACAUCUGGUAGACUUUGACGAACUCAAAGUUUCAGAGGCAAGCCUGAAGCAGAGGGUAGCAGAGCUGGAGGAGCGUGUCCGGCAGUCCAGCCAGGACCUGGACAGCCAUGUCCACGUCAUAUCCCUGCUGGAAGCUGACAAGCUGAACCUCCUGCAGAGGGAACAAGCCCAGACGCAGCAGAUAUCGGGCCUAGUAGCUGAGAACGCAGAACUGAAGACCGCCUUGACGAGUAUGGAGAUGAAGGCGGUGGAACUGGAAGAGCAGGUGGACGUGCUGCUGAGAGAAAAGGCGGAAGUGACGGCCACACAGAGCCGGGACGAGCAGUUCGAGGUGAUGGAGCUGUCCAUGGGCGAGGAGGCGGGCGACCGCGUCGGCAAGAACGAGAAGGACUCGUCGAACCUGGAAGUGGUGCUGAGGAGCCUGGAGGCAGAGUUGGGCGAGGCGCGGAGGAGCCUGGAGGAGCAGAGGACGAUCAUCUCGGAUCUGAGCGUGAAGCUGGACUCGAAGGAGGAGGAGCUGGAGAUGCAGCGGGAGAUGAUCUCCGAGCUGGAGCGGCUGUCGGCCGUGGACAACCGCACGCGGGAGGAGGAUGGCGACAGGAUCACGGACAUCCUGAAGGACGUGGGAGACAUGGCCGCGGACCUGGAGGAGUGGAAGACGCGCUGCUCCGAGGUCGAGGACCGCCUCAAGGCCUUGGAGACGGAGAAUGUGGGCCUGGAGGCUCGCUUCCGAGACGUCAGGAGCGAGAACGGGAGGCUGGGUGCCGUGCUGCAGGAGCACGUUGAAGGCAUACGUGUGCGUGAUUCAAACAUUCUCAAACUCCAGGCUGUGCUGGAGGAGAAUGGGCAAGUUUUGAAAGAGAGAGAGUCGGCACUUCGGGAGGUGCAGCACAUCUUGAACGAGGUGCAAGAGAACUUCAAAAACAGGUGCUCUGAGCUGGAAAUAAGAUUACAGGAAAAGCAGGCUGAAUUGGAAUCACAGAAGUUUUCAAUUUCAGAAUUAGAAAAUAUUCUUGCUGGUAAAGACAGUGAAUUAGAAUGUUUGAAAACAGAGCUUAAUAAAAAACAGCACCAGCUAGAUGUGCAAUUCAAUGAAAAUAAAGUUGUUAAAGAAAACCUUGAAUCAAACUUUCAUAACAAAAUUGAAGAGUUAUCAGUACAAAUAGAGCAGUUAAAUAGUAUAAACCAACAGUUGAUACAAGAGGCAAGUGACCUGAAGAAUGAUAUCCUUGAGAAAAAUAAGUACAUUGAGAAAUUGGAGCUAGGAAUAAAAAACAGUGAGGAAGUAGAAAAACAGUUGGAAGUUACCACUGAUUCCCUAAAUAAACUUUCAGAUGAUUUAGCUAGUGUUAAACAUGAACUAAAUUCGAAAUGUUUGGAAUAUUCAGAAACAGCAAGAAAGUUAGGUGAAAGUGAAGACAAGAAUAAAGAAAAGACUGAGAAACUUAAAAGACUAACAGCCAAUUUGAAAGCAAAAGCUUUGGCCUUAAGAGGAUCAGAAGAUAAGGUCAAGCAUUUGGAAGUAGCCAUUGAGGCUAAAGAAUCCACUCUCUCAGAACUGAAUGCAAAGUUGGCCAUUCUUAUGGAAAAUGCUAGUCGUGCAAAAGAUUUGGAGGUGAUAUUGAAAGAUAAAGAAGAGCAAUUGAUUCAAAUGAAAUUUCAUUGUGAAGAGCUAGAAGUAGUGAUGCGAGAUAAGGAGUCUAAAAUAUUGGAAUUAGCAGAGGAAACAUCAGAAUUGAAACAAGUAACAGAGAAACUGCAUCCGGGAGAAACACAUGACCAGGAUGAGGUUACACAAGUGCAGAACGAGAUGGCUGCUUUGAAGGCAAGACUAGAUUACAGGGAAAAGGAAAUUGAACAGUUGAGAGUAGAACAGGUGGAGCUGUUGCAAAAAUGUAACGAUGCAGAGUACAAGAAUAACCAUCUCAUGUCUAAAAUCAACAAGCUGGAACAGAGAAAUAAUUGUCUGGAAGUGAACAAGAGCGAGAACAAAGGGCGUGUAGCCGAACUGGAAGACGAAAUGGCAGCAAAGGAUUUUGAUUACGUGGAAGCCAUGGGCAAGGUGGAAGGGCUACAGGACGUCAUCUCGGAGCAGAAGCUGCAGUACGACAUUAACGUGGAGACGUCUGUGAAAGACAGAAUGAGCUAUGCCAGCCAGCAGAACAUGAACGUGGUCGGGCGGGAUAUGAAGAUCGUGGAGCUGGAGGAACAGAUCAGCUCCAUCCAGGAGCGCUACCAGCAGACCUGGGCCGCCUCCGAGGCCAAACUACAGGAGAGGGAGGCGGUGGUAGAGUCGCUGGAGUCGGAUUUGGCCAGGAGCCAGGACCGAGUGCAGUCCUUGGAGAACAUGGUGUCCGAGAUGGGAGAGCAGCACGGUUCGUUGCGGUCGAGCUUGGUGGCUCAGGAAAGACGGCUGGAGGAGGUGGGGAUGAGACUCCAGGAAGAGGAGGAGCGCAGACGGCUGUUGGAGGUGGAACUGGCUCGGCUUGUGGGCACGGAGACCUCGUCCAGGCAGAAUGUCGAGGAACUGCUGGAGAAGAAGGUAGAACUAGAGAGCUGCGUGAAGGAGAUGACUGCAGAACGAGACGAGUUGCGGAAGUGUAUCGCAGCAUUGGAAACUAGCUCCAGAGAAACGUUGAACGAAGUGGAAAGGCUCUCUGAGUUUGAGUCUGCGUUCAACGAGGAAUCUGUGAGAGUGCAGGCCCUCAUGAUGCAGCUGAGACAGCAGGCCACGGAGAUGGAGAGCAAGAGCAGAGACUUGGAGGAGUCGAGGCAGUACUGCGACAGUCUGGAGUCAGAUCUGAGGAUUUGCCAUCAGCAGCUGGAGGAGCUGGAAGCAGAGAGAAGGAACUUGGUUGAAAAUGAAGGGAAGCUAGUCUCCAAACUAAUGAAGGUUGAAGAUACUCUAACAUCUGCAUCUGAUGAAUGGGAAGGGAAAUUGAAUGAUCAAAACAACCAGAUCUUGCAACUACAAAGAGAGAAGGAGAAAUUAUGUGAUUCAUUAGGAAACAAAAUGGAAAGUCUUCAGCAUGUUACUGACGUUAAAGUUGAAAACUAUGAUGAUUUCCAAAAACAAAUUGCAGAACUUAAUAUACAGUUAUGUAGUUUGAAGGAAGUUAUUGUCAAAAAAGAAGAAGAAAUAAAAACCUACCAAACACGUCUACUUCAGCUACAGUUUGGUGGUCAAGGACACUUACUGGCCAAAAAUGAAGAAAUUUCUGUGCAGAAUAAAAUAUCAGAACUUGAAACUGUCAAUGCAGAGCUUCACAGAACAAUAGAACAGUAUGACAAAAAUAUUUUUGACCUUCAGGAGCAACUUUCACAUGCUCGCAUUGAUUUGGAAGGUGCAUAUUUGAAACUGAAUCACUAUGUAGAAGAAACAAAUUUGCUCAAUGAGAAAACAAAUGUUUUGCAAGGGGAAUUAGCUGCUAAGAAUACUGAGCUACUGGAACUCUCAGAUAAAUAUCAAUGGGAAUUGAAUGCAAAACCUUUUCAGUUGGAAGAACUCUCAAAUAGAUAUCAAGGAGAAUUGAAUGCAAAACAUUUUCAGUUGGAAGAACUCUCAAAUAGAUAUCAAGGAGAAUUGAAUGCAAAAACGCAUGAGUUUCAGGAACUUUCGAAUAAGUAUAAGGAGGAUAUGAAUGCAAAGAACAUUGAGUUGCAGGAAUUGAACGCAAAGAAUUUUGAAUUGCAGGAUUUGAAUGCUAAAAAGGUUGAGUUGCAGGAAAUCAGGGCUAAAGAAAUCACUGACGACACCACAAGUCUUUCAGCGCAUGCAGACUGUGAAUAUAAAAUUGCAGUAUUAAAGCAGGAGAAAGAUGAGUUGCUUAGGCAACUUUUAUGGGAGAAGGCUUCGGCAGAAGUCCAGAACAUCAUCACAUUAGCAGAAGAACACGUGAGAAGUGCAGUUAGCCCUACAGUGGACUCCUUCAUGCCCGAAGAUCAGAAUGUUUUGGAUGAAAAUGUUACUGUUAAAAAUGUUGAUGAUGUCGCUUCACAAAGCUCUACACAUCCUUCUGUGUGCUUCGAGGCCCAUUCCUCUUUCUUCCAGCCAUCAAUGAAGCGAGAUGAUCUCUCAUCAGCAGCAAUGGAAGACUUACUGUGGUAUAACACACGUAUACAGGAGUUGGAAGAUCAGGUACUGCAACUUCAGCGCAAUCUCAACCUCGUUGAAUCAGAAAGGAAUGACGUUGUAGUGCGAGUGAAAGAACUAGAAGCUCUGUCGAGAGAACCGGAAAAGCAAGAACCUGACGUUGAGUUGGUGCCCGUUGUGGAAGAAGUGUGCGUCCAGAAGUCUGCGUACCUGACGUACCAGCCCGACGAGCCGGCUCUGCACCCAAGCGACAGUGACAAUGAGCCAAGGGAACUCCACAACAUCACGUUCUUCCAAGAGCAGCUCAACUCCCCAUUCAGCAUGGAGGUGGAGCCAGUGGCACUUGAAGACGAGUCAUGGGGCUGGGGGACGGACGAGGCCAGGCUGGAGGAGGAGCACCUGAAACAGAAGCAGGUGUCGUCUCCUUCGCUGGAGACUCUGGAGAGGCAGCUGGAAGCUCUGGUCGCGGAGAAGAAGGCCGCAGAGGAGGAGGUCAAGGCCAUGCAGAUCCGCUGUGACAAACUACUUCACAAGCUCAAGGACAGUAAGAUUAAAAAUGACAACUUGAUGAAGGAGAAUUUGGAGUUAACCAAGCGCAACAUGUCAGCUUCUGGUUUUGGUGAUUUGGACUCUGCCAUCGAAGAAGAAUUCAAGAUUCGGGUGAAUACUUUAGAAAAAAACAUUAACGAUUUGACUGCGGAGCUAGAUACGGCCAGAUUGGAAAGGGAAAGUUUGUUGAAACAAAUCGACAUUUUGACAAGUGCCAACAGUAAAAUCCUUGAAAUAAAAGAAAAACAAGACCUGGACUUGGAUUUCUGCCAAAAAAGAUUCAAAGAACUUACUAAUGCAAAGGAAGCAGUUGAAUGGAUGUUUGAAGAGUUAACAGAAGAAAAUAAACUAUUAUUAUCUAAAAUUGGAGAGCUAGAAUGUGAGUUGAAUGUACUUAGAGCUGAGAAAUCAACAAGUGGUACACAGUUGGCUGCACUGUCUGAGGACAAUGAACAACUCCAGAUUCUGCUAGAGGAACAAAGAAGCUUGCGCUUGAAGGCAGAAGCUGACCUCUCGAGAAAAGUUGACCAGUUCAGUUUGUCGGCAAUAGAAAGCGCAAAGGAGGCUGUCAUAAAAAAUACAGUUUCAACCAUGGAUGAUCUCGGGCUCGAGAAAGAGAGCAGGGUUCAACAAAAUGAAAACUUGUCCCAUGCAUUGGUGAGUCUUCAGAGUGAGUAUCCAGGAUUGAAGGCAAGUCAAACAGUAAGUGACAACAGCAGUAUGGGAGACUUCUCUGAAACAAAAAUUUGUAAUAAGUGUGACAGUUUGCAGAAACAAUAUGAGGAUGAGAUUGACUCAUUAACCAAAGAAAUGUCUGAGUUAAGGAGACAGUAUGAUUUCAGAAUGGAGGAAAACUCAGUGUUGCUCAGACUUUUGAAAACAGCUCAAAGUCACUUUGAAAAGGUGUAUAAUAAAUGUGAAAGAAUGGCAGAUAAGUGGUUACAUGAAUGUGUCAACAUUGAAGAGGAGAAGUCAGUCAUUUUGCAGUUGCGAGAUGAACUAGAGGCCAGUGUGCGACAGUUAACAGAUGGUGUUCAGAAAGCUGUGUCUGGUGAAGAAGGAAGCUUUGUUGCUCUUUUUGCCAACAAAGAUUCAGAGAACUACGUCUCACAACUACGCGAACAAGAGAAGAUGGCUGCAGAAAUUGAGGCCCUGACCGAGUCAGUAAGCCUUAAAAACGAAGAAAUAAGACGACUGCAGGAUAGCAUAGCUUCAAGAGACGAGAAAGUCCAGCAGUUGGAAGAACACGCGAGGUCCCUGAGUUCACGGCCGGGAGAUGUUCAAGUGCGCGGGGAGUCUGGAGGGAAGAGCGAGGACAGGCAGAAGGGGCGGGAGGACGAAGACACCCGGAGUCUGAGCCAGGAGCGGUCGGAAGCGCGCGAACUGCGGCGGCAGCUGGAGGCCAGAGAGGAGGAAGUGAGCGAGCUGAGACGGCAGUUGGCGGCGAGGGAGGAAGACGUGCAGGAGCUGCGAGCGCUGAGGGGGGACCCGGGGGGCGGGGAGCAGAGCGAGCUGGACCUGGCCCUGUACAUGCUGCACCAGAGGGACGUGCGCUGCGACGAGCUCACCCUCGAGCUCAUGCAGCUGUUGGAGGAGAGGGAUACCCUGCAGCUGCGACUGUCGAACGCAUUGCGAACCAACGAACAGCUGCGGAGCCAAGCAAAGAGCUCGGCCGACUCGACUACGGAGAGUCUCAACAGUGCUCGAGACUUUGUGGGUCGGCAGCAGGAGGUUGGCGAGCCUGCUGCUGAAGAGAAUAGGGAAAGUUUGCAGGCACUGGAUAGCAAACUAUCGCAGCUGCACAGCGUAGGCUACCGCCGGGACGUGACGUUCCGGGACGAGCAGGAGCACAGACACUCCGUGCAGACGCAGCUGCUGCAGCGCACAGGCCCCGGCGUCGUCGUGGACGCCAGCUACACCCUGUCUCGAGAUGUGCAGCCCCAGUCUACAGUUCUCCUCAACUGGAUUAGAGGACGCAGCACUCCGCGCGUCAUGCACGUGUGACAGUGGCAGACCACCUCGCUAAACACCCAGCCGUGCCACAUCGCUGCACGGUUGUGACAUCUGCAAGUGACUGUUUAUGAAACGAAUUAUAAAUUUUAACAUUGACAACUUCAAAGUUUUGGCCAAACAUUGCUUUAGUUUUAUCACUUAUGAAAUCCUCACACAAUCACCAAGUUUCAGUUCACAAAUAUGUUGUGUCUAAUAUCGGUUCGUAAUCAUUCCUUUCUGCAUACAGUUUUGUUAUUGUCGUACACCCACAAAUGUAUUUCCUAUAUUUACUAAAAAUUGAUGUUAUUUAUCUUACAAAAUGCCAAAAUUUUUGCUGUGCUUUGCUUGAAAAAGUCUCUAUAUAAUGAAAAGUUACCACAAGCAAGCAGAUGGGGUAGAAACAUUUUGGCAAUUGUACAGUGUAUUUUCCAAGAAUUAUGUGGUUGGUAGAGGUUUUAAUGGGCCUAUCUGUGCAAAUACACUGAAGAAUAGUAACACUAAAGACUCACAAAAAAAAAUGAAUUCAUUGGCCUAUAAAAAUUUAAUGUUAUCAUCUAUGAUAUUUGAAAAAAUUAUAGUUUUUGUUGCAACAUUAUGUGAAAAUGGCAUCAUCAACAGCAAAUUGAAGUUCACCUCUCUCAUGCUGUCGUUGAUACAUGACUUGAAAUGAUUUCAAUAUUUUUAGCCUUAAACUUUUAGCAUGAAAAUCAUUUAAAAAGGAUCAAGAAUCAAUUCGAAAACUGACCACAAACUUAUAAAAAUGAGAUCACAACCAGAUAAAUACGGCAACCAACACAUCACUUUGUAUAUAAUACAGGCUACGUGUUAAAGUAAUUUUAUUUUGAUGGAAUGAUUGUUUUAUACACUAUGAAGAUUUGAAGAUUUGCAAUUAAUAAAUGUGUACUUUAUUUUUAAGUAAACAAAUUUUUGGGUCUUAUAAACUUUAUCUGGUUUGUGAUUAAAAAUGUUGUGGUUAUAAUGUACUUUUACUAAAGUUAUAAAACUAUCAGUACCCUAAAACAAUCAUGUAAACAUUUUCCCACACAUCAUACCUUUAAAUUGAAAAGAAAAAGAAA
Molecule: messenger RNA, 9149 nt
Organism: Bacillus rossius redtenbacheri
Lineage: Eukaryota; Metazoa; Arthropoda; Insecta; Phasmatodea; Bacillidae
Product: protein lava lamp-like
Exons: 13
Coding region: 229-8085 (2618 amino acids)
Cellular component (GO): cytoplasm; myosin filament; myosin II complex
Molecular function (GO): actin filament binding; microfilament motor activity
Source: RefSeq, a predicted model, not a curated record